CGUCAUGUCGUCGUUCGGAUCGUCUGUUUAUUUAUAUGUGAUUGAUUGAUUAAUGUGCACGGGACUUGGAGUCUUUUUGACACGUUUUUCAACUUCAGCACGCUUUUUUAAUUCUAAAAAGUAUUAAGUUAUUUUUAUUAUUUGAAUAGUAAUAAUAUAAUAUAUUAAAAGGAAUAAUAUUGCCAUUUUCAAUGUAAACGAAGUUAAUGAGAUUCGAGCAACUAAUGUAAGCCUAACAGCGGGAGAUUUUGAAGACGAAAAUUGGAAAAGAUACUAACUCCGCUUGAGACUGUAGCGACCUCUAGUAGUGUCAGCUCCCGAAAAGGCUCAAUUCAAGCUCUGAAUGAGACGUUUGAGACCUUAUCAGAGCUGAAGAGCAUAACUAUGGGAACAAAAAAAGGUCAAAGGAACCGUAUCUCUAUGAGCGAACCUUCGUCAGAUAUGGUCCCUCAAAUCUGGUUGUGUGAGAUCGCCAGUUGCAUUGAUCCACAAAGACUGUCACAUUUAACUAUUUAGCCUAAGUGACUGUGCCGGCUUUAAGUAGCCCUCUUGACUGUUUGUGGCGUACUUGAUGUUAUAUAGUUUUAGGGGGUGCGGGGUCUUGUCCCCCACCCGGUCACUGAGGUGCUCAUUGUUGCUCGCAAUAAAGUGCAUGACUACGUGUGGAGCCUUGAUGGUGUGGAACGUGUAGAAUAGGCAGUAUACUGUUACGUGUUAAAAUCUGACCUUUGGAGGCGAAUGUCUCGCAGAAGGUCAUAUGUACAAGGUUUGAAAUAUCACAAAACAGUGAAAAAAGAAAAUAAACAAUGUGGCACCAUGUAUCAUUCUGCAUGUGGAGGCAUUUAAAUUCUCAUUCACGACUGAUUAAAGCUAAACAAAUUUUUUGUAUAAAUCAAAGUAUAAAUAGAUCAUUUGGUAUUACUUUCUGUAAAAAUUCAGCUAUUAAGGUAUCAUGUUCUUCUUUACAUACAACAAAAGCUCAUGGUGCACCAAUAAUGCCUAUAAUUAUGAUGAUGAUAAAACCUAUUUCAAAGUUUAUAGCUAUCAUUACUGGAAGAGGUGCUAGAAAAUGGUGGAAGAGCUUACCUCCACAUAAAAAGAAGUAUUUUUUAGAAUCAGCUAAAAGAAAUAAAUACAAAAUAGCAGGUUUCACAUUGUUUACAUCAGGAAUGUCAGCAAUAUAUUAUUAUAGUCAUAUUCAAGAAACACCGUUUACAAAAAGGAAGCGUUUUAUAGCAUUAACUCCAGAACAGUUUGAACAGAUUGCUGAUUUUCAAUUUAAAAUGCAAUUAGAAUUAAAUAAAUCAAACCUGUUGUCUGCUCAACAUCCUGCUUGCAAAAGAGUUGCAAAUGUUGCUAAUCAGUUGCUGGACAAAAACCAAGAGGUUGAACUUAUUCAUAAUAAAAAAUGGACAAUAGCUGUGAUUGACAGUAAUAUUCAAAAUGCAUUUGUAUUACCAAAUGGUCAGAUAUUUGUUUUCACUGGAAUGUUAAAUCUAUGUGAGAAUAAUGAUCAGUUAGGUGUGAUCUUAGGUCAUGAAAUGGCUCAUUGUAUCUUGGGACAUGCAGCAGAAGCUUUAAGUUUUACUCAUUUUGUCGACAUUGCUUUGAUUACUGUUUUAGCAGCAAUUUGGAUGAUUAUACCUAGCGAUGGCAUAGCACUUAUAACACAAUGGUUUUUUAAUAAAGUUGUUGAUAUUAUAAUUCAUCUCCCAUACAAUAGAAAGCUUGAAAUAGAAGCAGAUGAAGUUGGUUUGAUAUUGGCUGCAAAGGCUUGUUUUGAUGUUCGAGAAAGUAGUGCUUUUUGGAGUAAAAUGUCUAUUUUAAAUGAAUCUGAUGACGGUCCAGAUAUUGAAUGGUUAUCAACACAUCCGAGCAAUGAGAAACGUUCUAAUUAUCUCGACAAAAUGAUGGAUGGGGCUAUAGAGAUAAGAAAAACAUCCGGUUGUCCACUUCUAACUAGAAAAGAUCCUCGUCUAAACAUUUCGACAUUUAAGAAGUUGAUCGAAGAUGCAAAGAAAAUCGAAGAGAAAUACACUACUACAAUAGUAAUACCCAACAAAAGGAGUUAACAAAAUUUGAGUAGUUUUAGAAGCGAUGUGAUUCUUGUCAUUGUUGAUGACUUAGAAAUUAUUUUUUUAAAUCAGUUAUCCAGUCUGUCAAUAUUGCAAAGCAUGAAAUCUAUAGUUUACAAAAAUAUUUAUUUUUAUUCUUGUUACCAAGAUAUAUAUUUUAAGAAAUUGAAAAUUUUGAAUAAAGGUAUAAAUUAUUUUAGAAAUUUGGAAAAUUGACUAUGUUUUACAUAAUCUUGUUUUACAUAAUUAUUUUUCCUGGGGGAAAGCAAACAAUAUAAUGCUCGUUAUUUAUUGUAAUAUUUUGGAACUGGUAUUAAUUUAUGUCCAUUUUUAUAUUUUCUAAACUUUGAAGUUACUUUUGGCUCAAAGACAAAAUUUCAACACAAUACAUCUGCUGACUUCUAAUUUUUCUUUGUCAAAAUUUCAAACACUAAGAAUAAAAUAUCAUUAAAUUUCUCAGCAGGGAAACAUUAAAAUUUUUUUUUUUAUUUAACAAAAAUUAUGGACCCAAGAUGAAAAUAUUUAAUUACAGACGAAAAAAUUGAAGUGAAUUUUAAAAAUGCAGUCACUCAAAAUCUUUUUUAUUGUGCUUUCAAUGAUUUUAGAAGCUCAAAUUUAUGCAUAAUGGUAAAAAAAUUUACAUUCACUAAUUACCAUAGUGUAAACUAUUGAAAAAUAUGUUAUAUAUUAAAGGAUAGAAC
Messenger RNA from Centruroides sculpturatus (bark scorpion), 2776 nucleotides. RefSeq names its product metalloendopeptidase OMA1, mitochondrial-like. Lineage: Eukaryota; Metazoa; Arthropoda; Arachnida; Scorpiones; Buthidae. Gene Ontology annotation, biological process: mitochondrial protein processing; protein quality control for misfolded or incompletely synthesized proteins. Bases 807 to 2072 code for a protein of 421 amino acids. Gene Ontology annotation, cellular component: mitochondrial inner membrane. The record is from RefSeq and is a predicted model, not a curated record. Gene Ontology annotation, molecular function: metalloendopeptidase activity. The transcript is spliced from 11 exons.